Molecule: messenger RNA, 2844 nt
Organism: Salmo salar (Atlantic salmon)
Lineage: Eukaryota; Metazoa; Chordata; Actinopteri; Salmoniformes; Salmonidae
Source: RefSeq, a predicted model, not a curated record
AGAGAAUGAAGGCAACACUGCAAAACCCCUGCCUUUAACUAGCUGCGUGGACACACACAAUAACCCAUUCUGACAUGCAGACAUACACACUGUGACGCAGACACGCAGCAGGACGUUACGUACACAUGGGGACACACCCGUCUACAGUCCAGUAAGGAAAAUAAAAGAAUGAGAAGUGUGAGCUGAGGGCUGAAGUUAUUCUCCACCAAUCUGGAACAGAGCUCCAUUACAGAGACACACUGCAGCAGACAUUUCGGAUCCAUAACCAGCUUCAAGACUUCUAAAGGAUGAAGAACCUUAGACUUCUCCUCCUCUCUCUCUCCAUCUGCCUGUUGCUGGGCAACCUGGGGGUGAGUGGCUACAGUAAUGUCGAACCCUGCCAACGGUCCCGAUGCAAUAACUGCCAUGAAAAGUUCCUAUACCGGCAUGUGCGUCCAAAUACCCCGUUAACGACGGACCGCAACGCGUGGGAGAAGUAUCUACGUGAACAAAAUAACUGCUCAAGACCCACGCAGUCCUUCCUCCAUCCCAAAGACCGGGAGAGGGUGGACGCGGUCUGCUCCAGCUCUGGGGGAAAGACGUACCAGGGGAACCUGUGCAUCAGCCAACGCCCGUUCACAUUUCUAACAGUGAGGAGCGAGACUGGGACCUGCGGCGUGUCCAGCGUGCGGGAAGAGACCAAGCAUUUGAUCCUGGCAUGUGAGGUGCUGGAGAACAGGUGUGUGCCGGUCCACUUCGAGGGGAACCGCGAGGGGAGCAAGCCCGACAAUAACGCUGCAGGAUGUGGCAGCACGGAGAAAGGGAAGGGCUCAAGCUUCAAAGUAUCAGGAAUGUGGCUGGCAUCUUUAUUGAUACUCAUGUUUCUCUCACAACUCCUUUUUCUGAACAGUUAAUGGGGGGGCAGAUAGUCAAACAAUAUAUCAAAAGGAAGUUUUUUUAAAGUGUCUGUCCUACACUCUAAAAAGAAAAGGUUCCUGGAGUAUCCUUUAGGGGUUCUUCAAAUUUAAAGUGUGGGUGAACCGCUAUGAGUUCUUCACAGAACCCCUUUUAAUGGAUCCUCAGAGUACCUUUUGAACAACCUUUUGGGGUUCCUUUUUGAACUACCCCUCUCCCCUAUUAUUAAUAAUAGUAAUACGCUUAACAAAAACAACAAUAACACAAUAUUUUAUUGUUCUCAGUGUUUAUUAUGAUUUUAGUGGCAAAACAGAAUAAAAAAAUCCAAAUAUGAGGUAAACUCCCAGCAGAGCCCCAUGUCCAGUGGAAGUCCAAUGGAAGUAUAUCCUCUGGCGUGUUGAUGUUAUUGUGUUGAUGUUCUCCGUAUCCAUAGCCAGAAUGAGGCGUAUUUCUGUCUGUAAUAAUGCCCUUUUGUGUGGGAAAACUCAUUCUGAUUGGCUGGGCCUGGCUCCCCAGUAGGUUGGCCUAUGCUCUCCCUGGCCCACCCAUGUUUGCGUCCCUGCCCAUUCAUGUGAAAUCCAUAGAUUAGGGCCUAAUUUAUUUAUUUCAAUUGACAGAUCUCAGCAAAAUCUUUGAAAUCGUUGCAUGUUGCGUUUAUAUUUUUGUUCAGUAUACUUCCAUAUAUACUUCCAUUCAUUGGUGUGUAGCCCAAACUGUUCUGAAGCUACAGACAGAAGUUGGCAGAUCGGUGGUACCGACUUGUGCGGGUCGUAAAAAACUGAGAACACCAUCAUGUUGGUCAUCUUUCCAUAGAGGGGUCAUAUUAGUUUGUUGGCCAAACCGUUCGGACGCUACAGACGUUUUUGUGAGAAGAACGAUUUUCGCCAUGUCUCAUGGUCUGACAAACAGUAGCUUGGUCACCUUCCACCGCAGAUGCGGAAGGACGCCAUUGGCGGAUGUGGUGAAUUGAGACGCAGCCCAUCCAAAAAGCUACAUAUCUCUAGCUCAAAGCUACAAUAUGUAACUUUUUGGGCAACCCGACCAAAUUCACAUAGAAAUAUGAGUUAUAGAUCUUUCAUGAAAGAAAGUCUAAGAAGCGGUAGAUCUGUUCUAUGUGUGCUAUUUGUGCGUCUUUUACUUUCAGAUUUGUACACAAGCAAUAUUUUUGGUUAUGUAAAAAUAUUUCACAGCAGUUUAGGUGGUACUAUGAUUCUCUACACAAUGACUGCUUGUUUUGUCAUUAAAGGAAAUUAGGUGAACUAUUACAAUUUUAUCAACCAGGAAAUGGAGGAGUGAUUCCUUAAUAGUACAUCUUUAAAACAGACGGAUUUUGAUGGGGAUUUUUGUAUUAUGCAAAUUAUUUUUCAGCGGGGGGGGGGCGGACAUCGACUCUAGGGGGUGUAGACUGCCAUGUAUUCAGGUCUGGCCCUGGGCUAUAACGUUUCACUCACAACAUUUAAAAGACUGCCAUGUAUUCAGGUCUGGCCCUGGGCUAUAAUGUUUCACUAACAACAUUUAAAAGACUGCCAUCUAUUCAGGUCUGACCCUGGGUCUGACCCUGGGCUAUGAUAGCGUGGGUACCUUGUACUCUGUGUCAUAUGCCAAAGAUGUUUAGCAUAAAAAGAGUGGCAAGGAGGGGAAUGAUAGCUAAACAGACUGGUACCCGUACCAGACUAGGGCUAUGACGUUUCACACACAACAGUUAAAAGACUGCCAUGUUUUGUUCUCUCACAACAUCUAUUCUGAACAGUUGAAAGACUGGGCAUUUGUUUUGUCAUAUGUAUGUUAUGGACGGUGUUGCCCGUUCCUGUGUGCCAGUCAGGGAUCUGUCUAUGGCUGUGGGCCCCAGCCUAAUGUUGGCGUCAGCAUUUCAUUACUUUGUACUUCAUUUGAAAAAGUGUAUUGUACCAUGCUGAAUAUAUGCACUAUCAAUAAAGGUUGAUUUUGGUA